This is a messenger RNA of Lathyrus sativus (Indian pea), 951 nucleotides long. NCBI's taxonomy places the organism in Eukaryota, Viridiplantae, Streptophyta, Magnoliopsida, Fabales, Fabaceae. The record is from the annotation of a GenBank genome assembly.
AUGGAGUUAAGGGAGCUUGGAAGAACAGGGCUGAAACUAAGCUCAGUGGGCUUCGGAGCCUCACCUCUCGGCAACGUCUUCGGUUCAGUUUCCGAACAACAAGCUAAUGCCUCUGUUCGUCUCGCCUUUCAGUCCGGCAUCAACUUCUUCGACACUUCUCCAUACUACGGAUCUACACUGUCGGAAAAAGUGCUCGGUAAAGCAUUGAAAGCCCUAAAUGUUCCGAGAAGUGAGUACAUUGUAGCAACCAAGUGUGGACGCUACCAAGAUGGGUUUGAUUUUAGUGCUGAGAGAGUCACGAGAAGUAUAGAUGAGAGCUUGGAAAGGUUGCAGCUUGAUUAUGUUGAUAUUCUUCAAUGUCAUGACAUUGAGUUUGGAUCGUUGGAUCAGAUUGUUAAUGAGACAAUUCCUGCACUUCAGAAACUGAAGGAAGCGGGGAAGACUCGUUUCAUUGGGAUUACCGGACUUCCGUUGGAGAUAUUUACUUAUGUUCUCGACAGGGUUCCGCCUGGAACAUUGGAUGUUAUACUUUCCUAUUGCCAUCAUUCUAUCAAUGAUUCGACUUUGGAGGAUAUAGUUCCCUAUCUGAAGUCCAAAGGUGUUGGUAUCAUCAGUGCUUCCCCGUUGGCAAUGGGUCUUCUCACUGAGGCUGGGCCUCCUGAAUGGCAUCCUGCUUCACCAGAACUUAAGUCUGCUUGUAAAGCUGCCGCUACCUAUUGCAAAGAAAAAGGAAAAAACAUUUCAAAGUUAGCAGUGCAGUACAGCUUGUUAAAUAAAGAAAUCACAUCAGUGCUUGUUGGCAUGAGUUCUGUUGAACAGGUGGAGGAAAAUGUUGCUGCUGCAAAAGAACUAGCAGCUUCUGGAAUCGAUGAAGAGGCUCUAUCAGAAGUUGGAGCCAUUCUAAAGCCUGUCAAAAAUCAGUCGUGGCCUAGUGGAAUCCAACAGAGUUGA